Molecule: messenger RNA, 2002 nt
Organism: Nilaparvata lugens (brown planthopper)
Lineage: Eukaryota; Metazoa; Arthropoda; Insecta; Hemiptera; Delphacidae
Product: doublesex- and mab-3-related transcription factor A2
Exons: 6
Coding region: 484-1716 (410 amino acids)
Biological process (GO): sex differentiation; regulation of transcription by RNA polymerase II
Cellular component (GO): nucleus
Molecular function (GO): DNA-binding transcription factor activity, RNA polymerase II-specific; RNA polymerase II cis-regulatory region sequence-specific DNA binding
Source: RefSeq, a predicted model, not a curated record
UGAAGAAGAGCGCUGCUAGAAAUGCAAGAGCGUUGGAGAGUUUGUGCAGAGAAGCAACGCAACGUUGCUACGUUGCUACAAUGAUACGCGUUGCCAGCCGUAGAUCGUUGAACCGCGUGGCGUGCAAAAUAACCGUUGGUGGGGGGGAUUGACGACGACUUUUCGCGACGCGGUGCAACGAUGCAGUUGCAUAUGUUUGGAAAGGCUAGUAGUAUGCACGCGCGCUCAACACUGGCCUUGGCAAGCACAAGAUCAAGGUUGCCGAAUCACACUCAGUCGCUCUCUCUCUCUUCGCGCCAGAUAACGCCGGUGGAGGAGUGAGAAACAAGAAGAAAAAGACAGCGUCUAAAAGAAGACAGCCACAUGCUCGACGCAACAGCAACUUAGUUGGCUGUGAGGUAGGAACCAGCAACAUCUCUACUCCACGCAUCACUGGGAACAACUGCACUCGUCGUUUCCAGUUCUCUUUCAACCCAAUUCGCCAUGGGCGGCGCGGCGAGAGAGGCGCGAUUACCGCACGAAUCGCGUGCCCCCAGCGACGCGAACGCCGCUUGCGCUACAACCAGCGGCACGAACCGCACGUCGCCGAAAUGCGUGCGAUGUCGCAACCAUAAUGAGGUGUCGCUCUUGAGCGGCCACAAACGCUUCUGUCGCUUCCGCCACUGCGUCUGCCGCAACUGCCAGCGCACCGUCAAACGCCAGAAGAAAAUGGCUAAGCAGAUCGCCAUCCGCCGCCGCAAGAAGCUGGAGGAAGAGCGAGGCGAGCUUGUUCCCGCCGCUACCCCGCCGUCACCAUCCACAUCGUCCGUCGAUUCUGCAGAUCCACCCACUGUACCUUCACGUUGGUUGCCAUAUUCAGAAACCAGUGAAAGAUCAAGGCAUGAAGCCUACGAGCAGAAAGUCUCCAGCACGAGCAGUUCCACUAGCGGCUUCAGCAGCAUCCACUCACACGCUGCCAGCCAAUACGCGGCGAGCUGCGCGUCUCCAACAGGCAGCGUGAUUUCAGUGACGGCACUAUCCGACGAGGACUGUCAACAGCCAAGCAACCUGCGGCUGCGUCUGGCCGAGAUGGGGACACGACAGUCCCCUGAGACAGUCACGCGGCGUUCCCCGUCCUUCGCCGGCGUGGAGGCGGGCUCCCAGCGUCUCUCGCCCGCUGAGACAGUCACGCGGCGUCUCUCGCCGGUCCCCGGCGCGGAGACUGGCACAUUCCCCGUCCCGGACCUGGAGGCGGUCGCUCGGUUGACGGGCAUGGUGCGGCGGCAUGGCGUUGACACCGAGACGCUGCUCUACGUCAUUCUCAACAUCGUCUGUCCCAACGUUGAUGAGGCGUACAACCGGAUACUUAACGCCCAGGAAGAAGUUCGGAGCCUGAGGAACUCAUCUUCACCAACCCCUCCUCCGCCAAUGGCUACUGGCAGAGCAGGGGAAAGCUCCAGUGGUUCCCCCACCCCUCCCUCCAUCUACAGGACGCUGCCUGGACACCCCCUCCCGCCCACUCCAGUCAUGAUGCCCAGGGCGAUCCUGGGGACCACCUAUUACCCUGCACAUCUGCCGUUCAUUGGUCCGAUUCCAACCAGAAUGACCCUGGCAGGACUCACCCCUCCCUUCAGUCACCUGGCAAGUUUCGAAGAGCAAUAUCGUUCAAGAAAUUUGCCCACUGCACCUCUAUCUCUGGCAAAUGUCGAAGAAUCCAGAAGGUUUCCAUCUAUGUAAGAAAAGCUCUGUAAACAACAUGCACAAAACUUCUACUCUCUAUCAAUUCCUGAUACUCUUGGAAACCCUUACCAAAAACUCUGUAUUUACUAAAUAUAUUAUCUAUCAUAUUAUGUGUCACAUAAACUUACAUACAUAUAUGUGUAAUAAAUGUAUUAAAAACUAAUCAGAUAUAUUGUGUUAUGAAUGUGGUAUAGUUUGGGUGUAAGCUAAGGCUGCGUUUACACCAAAGUUAUUAACAAAAUGUUUAUUUUUCCGUCCUUAUAGAUUCUAUUAGAUUGAACAG